Scheffersomyces amazonensis is the source of this 2406-nucleotide messenger RNA. RefSeq lists its product as uncharacterized. Lineage: Eukaryota; Fungi; Ascomycota; Pichiomycetes; Serinales; Debaryomycetaceae. The record is from RefSeq and is a predicted model, not a curated record. The transcript has a single exon. The coding region runs from base 1 to 2406 and encodes 801 amino acids.
AUGAAGCUCGAGGAUAUAAUCAAUACUGAGGAUGCAGUCUCUGCUUUGUCAGGUCUUUCUAAUGUAAUUGAUGGUGAAAUUAAUCCAAUACAGAUUGAUCAGAAUGGAAGAAACAACUACUUAAAAAGAGUAGAAAUGUUGGAUCAGUAUUUAAAACAUCCGAACAUGGAGGAAGUGGAACACUUCUUAAAGCCGUUCAAUUUCUCUACAGAUAUCCCUAAUGAUGAACUAUUAAGAAUUAUAUUAAGAUCCUUCAAUUUUCACAUUCUACAAAUAUUUGAUUUUCCAACAACACCACAAGUGUACCAAGUAAUCAAGCGAAUUGAACCAUUCCUCAUGAGCUUAUCAGUGCAGUUAUUUAAAUAUUGGUCAUUUUCUAUGCUGAUGAGCUUUAGAGUUCCUAUUAUUGAUGGAUUACAUCCACAAGAACAAGAUGGAGAUGAUUUAAAUGAAGCUGAUGAUACAGAUAUAUAUGGAAGCACCAAUCAAGGAAGUGUUAAACGCAGAAGGACUGGUCCAUCAUCACAACCAAGAGAAACAAGGUCUCAUAGUUUAAAGAGCUAUAUGGGAAUGGUUUACCCAGAAGGAGAAGUGGUCGAUUUUUCAAUUGACCAUACCAAUGAUAUUAAACUUUAUAUAUCUGAUUUGAAAGCACAAUUAGACGAUGCAAUCAUGUUCCAAUUAGAGAACAAAUAUGAAUCAGUAGUUCAAGAUAUAGUUUUAAAUAACUUGUUUGCCAAUCCAGGAGCAUGCGUAGGUAAGGCCUAUGGUCCAAGAACAGAGUAUGAUACCUUUGAAGGAAACACACUAUACAUAACGCCCGAUUUAAGAAUAAAAAUUGAUAAUGGGUAUAUCCCUAUUGAGUGUAAGAGGAAAUUCAUUAAAAAGUAUCUUGAUGAUUUCUUAAAAUCAGAAGUGCAUAGUAAACAAUCCUCGUCGUUUGUGGAGAUUUUCACACAAUGUAUCCGAGAAGCAGUUUUUUACAAAAUCAACUGCUUUUUUAUUAGUGAUUAUACCACAACAUUGUUUAUUAAAUUCAACGAUAUCGGAGACUUCGAUGGAACAAAUUUUUGUUCAUUGUUUCGUCCUAUGAAUUGUUCCAUUCUAAAUAUUAUCGAACUGGAAUAUUCAUUAAAUUUCCAUUUAUUUGUUUUAUUGAAAGAUGUUAAGAUGAAAUUUCAAGAAAAUAGAAAGAUUUGCUUAAACGUUAAGGAUAAGUUAUUCAUCACUUCAAAUGCCCGAGACACACUUAGCAAAUGUAUCUAUGACGGCAUAGAUCUUUUUUUAAAGCAGGUAUUCCAAAUAAAUAAUAUACCCAUACCUUUUUCAACUUUAAGUCAUAUAUCAGAUGAUUUACCACCACCAACUCCCUUUUUACCACCAACAAGCCCAGGAGUAUUAUUAAAUGAUUCACGACCACUAGCACCACCAAGUCCAGGAUUAUUAUUAGAUGAUUCACCAGGUAUAUCAUAUGCGUACCAAAAUUCUGCUGUGUCAGACUAUGCCAGCUAUUCAUUUGACCCGUACAUUAUGGAGGCGAUAAAAAGCUCAGGAAGGGGUAAAUAUAAUCCAAAUUUAGAGUUUAUGCAAAACAGAUUUCGGCCCGAGUUGAUGGAUGCUGCCUUAUUUCUUAAAAAGGAUGAAAAAUUUAAAAUAAUGACUAUGAAAGAUAUUCAAAAUGAUUAUAGCAUUGUUUCAUUAAUUUCAGGAAGUCGCUUCAACUCAAGAAUUCUGACCGUUCUAGAAAUUCUGAAAGGGGAUAAGGAAUAUAUUUUGAAAAUCACUGAUCCUUUGCGAUCACUGAUUUUUCCUAUAAAGGAGAGUAAUGUUGAAGAAUCUUUUAAAAGAUGCUUUAAGAUACAUUAUACUGAAGUCAGAUCACUCCUGGUAUUAGAUGGGUUAAAUAUAAGUCCUAAAAUUGAAUAUCAUGGUUGUUUACUAAAUGAGGGUAUUGACGAAUUUCAUGAACAUAUAGGUAUCAAUCUGGGCAUUUUACCUUUAAUGGGGUUUUAUAUUAUAAUGGAAAAAAUUACUGGCUGUACUUUAAAAAAUUAUGAUGGUCCUAAUAAGGAAAAACUUAGAGUUAUAGCAAAAGAUAAGAUUGGUAUCAUGCAUCAACACCAUGUAUAUCAUAAAGAUAUUCACAGUACGAAUAUUAUGAUUACAGGUGACGAUGUUCGAUACAUAGAUUUUGGUCUAUCAAUGCUCGCAGGAGAAAGAGCCGUGUGGCCAAUUGCAAAUAGGAAACCAAAAGAUAUGUCAAUACCAGCUGAGGAAUUUGAAUCUGUCGAUGAUGAUAAUGUUGACAGAGCAUUUGACUCUGAACAUCAGCCAACUUCAAAUAAAAUGAAGUCAAAAAUGAUGCACCGGGAUUUCAAAGAUAAAAAGAAACCUAAAAAUAAUUGA